This is a messenger RNA of Anopheles cruzii, 475 nucleotides long. RefSeq names its product zinc finger protein 433-like. The transcript has a single exon. The record is from RefSeq and is a predicted model, not a curated record. Lineage: Eukaryota; Metazoa; Arthropoda; Insecta; Diptera; Culicidae. The annotation marks the transcript as partial. Gene Ontology annotation, biological process: regulation of transcription by RNA polymerase II. Gene Ontology annotation, molecular function: DNA-binding transcription factor activity; RNA polymerase II cis-regulatory region sequence-specific DNA binding.
AAACAACACUCACGCACUCCCGCGUACCAGUGUGAGUACUGUCCGAAGGCGUUCAACAGUGACAGCUGCUGGAAAAUUCACAUACGGGCGCAUAAGGGUGAAAAGCCGUUCCCCUGCAGCAUUUGUGGGAGGACUUUUGGAACGCCGUACAACCGCAAAGUUCACGAAUUGCGACACCAGAAUAAGCGAGAUUAUCAGUGCGACAAGUGUCCGAAGGGCUUCUUUUCGCCGAAGGAACUGCGCUCCCACCAGAUACGGCACAUCAAGGUUGGCCUACGGACCUUUCCUCUGUUAGCAGAGCUACAAGAGGCCGAACCAGCAAAAGAGGAGCUCCUGUCGAAGGCGGAAGGCUUCUUCAAUGAUCAUCUUUACGAAACGGUAGAGAAGCAGUGCCCAAAGCAGUUCUCUUGCUCGAGCUGCUACAAGUCGUUCCACGAUAAAUCGCAACUUCGGCUACACAUGAAGCGAAUGCACA